UGCGCUGACACCAGAAGUACGGUCUUUUCCGACGAGUAGGCAAGAUGGCGGAAGUGGAGCAGAAGAAGAAGCGGACCUUCCGCAAGUUCACCUACCGCGGCGUGGACCUCGACCAGCUUCUGGACAUGUCCUAUGAGCAGCUGAUGCAGCUGUACAGUGCCCGGCAGCGGAGGCGGCUGAACCGGGGCCUGCGCCGCAAGCAACAUUCCCUUCUGAAGCGCCUCCGCAAAGCCAAGAAGGAAGCACCGCCCAUGGAGAAGCCGGAGGUGGUAAAGACACAUCUGCGGGACAUGAUCAUCCUGCCUGAGAUGGUGGGCAGCAUGGUCGGGGUGUACAAUGGCAAGACCUUCAACCAGGUGGAAAUCAAGCCUGAAAUGAUUGGCCACUACCUGGGCGAGUUCUCCAUCACCUACAAGCCUGUGAAGCACGGCCGGCCUGGCAUCGGGGCCACUCACUCCUCCCGUUUCAUCCCUCUCAAGUAGCCUGCACAGUCAAUAAAAGGCACAUGUGUCUCUGUC
Castor canadensis (American beaver) is the source of this 518-nucleotide messenger RNA. RefSeq names its product ribosomal protein S15 (gene Rps15). NCBI's taxonomy places the organism in Eukaryota, Metazoa, Chordata, Mammalia, Rodentia, Castoridae. Gene Ontology annotation, cellular component: cytosolic small ribosomal subunit; ribosome. The record is from RefSeq and is a predicted model, not a curated record. Gene Ontology annotation, biological process: ribosomal small subunit assembly; translation. Gene Ontology annotation, molecular function: structural constituent of ribosome; RNA binding.